Molecule: messenger RNA, 15359 nt
Organism: Pipistrellus kuhlii (Kuhl's pipistrelle)
Lineage: Eukaryota; Metazoa; Chordata; Mammalia; Chiroptera; Vespertilionidae
Gene: STARD9
Product: StAR related lipid transfer domain containing 9
Exons: 33
Coding region: 98-14059 (4653 amino acids)
Biological process (GO): microtubule-based movement; spindle assembly
Cellular component (GO): cytoplasm; centriole; nucleus
Molecular function (GO): ATP binding; lipid binding; microtubule binding
Source: RefSeq, a predicted model, not a curated record
CGCGCGGGGCGGAGUGGCCGGGCCGGGGCUGCGGCUAAGUUGGGGCUGGUGAUGCUGCGGCUGGGCCGGCUUGCCAGGCUUGGGCGGAGGCCGAGGGAUGGCGAACGUGCGGGUGGCCGUGAGGGUGCGGCCUCUCAGCAAGAGGGAGGUCAAAGAAGGAGGAAGAAUUAUUGUGGAAAUUGAUGGCAAAGUGGCAAAAAUCAGGAAUUUAAAGGUGGACAGUCGAUCAGAUGGCUUUGGCGACUCCCGGGAGAAGGUUGUGGCAUUCGGCUUUGAUUACUGCUACUGGUCCGUCAACCCAGAGGACCCCCACUAUGCAUCUCAGGAUGUGGUGUUCCAGGAUUUGGGGACUGAAGUACUGAAUGGAGCUGCCAAAGGCUAUAACAUCUGCCUUUUUGCCUAUGGACAGACAGGCUCUGGGAAGACAUACACCAUGCUGGGGACCCCAGCCUCUGUCGGGCUGACGCCGCGGAUAUGUGAGGGUCUCUUCGUCAGGGAGGAAGAAUGUGCCUCACCGCCUUCCUCCUGUAGGAUCAAAGUAAGUUUCCUGGAAAUCUAUAACGAACGUGUGAGGGAUCUGUUGAAGCCACCUGAUAAAAAAAAAUCCUAUACCCUGCGGGUCAGGGAGCACCCAGAGAUGGGGCCCUAUGUACAAGGUUUAUCUCAACAUGUAGUUACCAACUAUAAGCAAGUAAUUCAACUCUUGGAGGAGGGAAUAGCAAACAGAAUCACAGCAGCUACCCAUGUUCAUGAGGCCAGCAGCAGAUCCCAUGCCAUCUUCACUAUCCACUACACACAGGCGGUUCUGGAAAACAACCACCCCUCUGAAAUUGCUAGCAAGAUCAACCUCGUGGACUUAGCAGGCAGUGAAAGAGCAGACCCCAGCUACUGUAAGGAUCGGAUCACUGAAGGAGCCAAUAUCAACAAGUCUCUCGUGACUCUGGGAAUUGUCAUCUCUACCUUAGCCCAGAACUCUCAAGUCUUCAGCAGCUGCCAGAGCCUUAACAGUGUAAUUAGAAGUGGUGGUGACAGUGGGAUUUCUGGCUCUCCUGGGACCAGCAUUGAAGGGGGACCCUCUCGGAGGCAGUCCUAUAUUCCAUACCGGGACUCCGUGUUGACCUGGCUGCUGAAGGACAGCCUUGGAGGCAACUCCAGAACCAUCAUGGUUGCCACUGUGUCUCCUGCACACACUAGCUACAGUGAAACCAUGAGCACACUGAGAUAUGCAUCAAAUGCCAAGAACAUCAUCAACAAGCCACGGGUGAAUGAGGAUGCAAACAUAAAGUUGAUCAGAGAACUCAGGGAAGAGAUUAGAAGACUGAAAGCCGUGCUACUGAGCUUCGAACUGAGAAACUUCAGUUCAUUGCGUGACGAGAAGGAUGGCAGUCUGAAGGAGCUGGUUCUCCAGAACGAACUGAAGAUAGACCAGCUGACUAAAGACUGGACUCAGAAGUGGGAUGAGUGGAAGGCCCUCAUGGAGCAUUACAGAGUGGACAUCAACAGGAGGAGGGCUGGGGUUGUCAUCGAUUCCAGCCUGCCACACCUGAUGGCCUUGGAGGAGGAUGUGCUCAGCACAGGUGUCGUUCUCUACCACCUGAAGGAGGGGACAACAAAAAUAGGAAGGAUUGACUCAGAGCAGGAACAGGAUAUUGUCCUGCAGGGUCAAUGGAUCGAGAGAGACCACUGCACCAUCACCAGCGCCUGUGGGGUCGUCAUUCUGCGGCCUGCUCAGGGGGCCCGUUGCCUCGUCAAUGGCCGGGAAGUCACUGCCUCCUGCCGUCUGACCCAGGGAGCAGUCAUAACCCUGGGGAAAGCACAGACGUUCCGAUUCAGCCACCCAGCAGAGGCCGCUGUCCUUCGGCAGAGGAGGCAGGUCGGAGAGGCUGUUGGUGGUAGUGGCUCUUUGGAGUGGCUGAACUUGGAUGGAGAUGUCACUGCCUCCAGGCUGGGUCUCUGCUCUCUGCUUGGGAAGAAAAGGAAGGUGCCGGGGGAGCAGAGUGACGAGGAACAGCUACCCGGGGCUGGAGGGACACCUCAAAGGGCCGAUAUUCAGCAGCAGGAUCGCAGGCAGCGAAUCCUAGCACGACAGAUUAGAGCCAACCAGGACCUGGAAUUGGAGCAGGCACCUGUCAGCUGGCAGAUUAAAGAAGACCAGCAGUGGCUGAUCAAAGAAGAGACCUGGCUGGCCAGCUUGCAGCAGCAACAGCAAGACCAUACAGCAGAGAGAGAACUUGAGGCCUCUGUGCCCACUGAUUCUUGGCUUCAGACAUAUCCUGAGCCUCAACUGUCCCCACUGGUCAGAAGCCAGAGGCGGGCGGUGCCACUCCAGCUCCUGCAGAGGCGAACUCCUCGGGUGGCAGACAGGAACGUAAGGCGAAAAAAGGCCUCAUUCCAGCUAGAGAGAAGCAUCAAGAAGCGGAGGCUGCUGGAGGCCCAGAAGAGACUGGAGCAGCUCAAGGCAUUGUACUGGCUCCAAGAUGAUGGUUCCCCGGAGCCCCCACACCAGGUCCCCAGCCCUGAUGCCUUCCCAGGACGUCAAUGUCGAAGCGAGUCGACAAAUGGCAGCUUUUUGAGCCUCCGGGAGCUCUGCCUCCGGUGCUUGCCCCAACUGCGCAGUGUUUUCCUGAAUCGGGAUCCCUCUAGCACAUUACCUCCUAUACCAGACUCCACUGAUCAGACCUCAGAGAACACCCGGUCAGAAGAGUCUUUGUCCCAGGCUGCGUAUCCUCCAAGGACAGGGCGUUCCAGCGACAAUGUCCUCCGCUCCUUGGGGGAGGGGCAGCUGUGCACAGCCAGGGCGGCCUUGGCCAGGAGGGGAGGCUGGGCCCCAGGCACCUGCUUCAGCAUGAGCUCUACAUCUUCCAGCAUCCAGGAGAGGGAGAGAGGGCGUCAGCAGCCCCACUGGGUGGUGUCCCAGAGCUCAGCCUCUCAGAGACAACCAGCCAACAUGCUGAAGCCAAGGGAUGAGCCAGAGGCCCUCACGCCUUCCACCCAGGCCAGGAUGACUAAGAGACUGUCGGACUCAGGCCACGGACCAGCAGGGUGGCAAAGAGAAGGGGACCUGGAGACCCACCAGGCUGCUAACGGAGCCAGCUGCAGUUGCUCACAUCCCCAUGGACUCAAACAGGCAGCUGGGCAUGGAAAGGCAGCUGAAACUUUUUGGACAGAAUCCCAACCACCUUCUCCAAAUAGGACAUCAAAAAGGCAGCAGAGGAUGCUGGCAACUAGGGUCAGAGGCAUUACCAAGAAGUCCUCUCGUUUGCUCCGUGGCAGCCCUUCGAAGAGGCAGCACAGUGCAGGGAGCACAGACACCAUGGCCUCACUCACAGAUGCCGGCCCAGGGGAGGACCCCACAAGAGAAAAAGAAGGCGAUUUAUCGGACGCAGAUAGCAGUUACUCGGUGGAUUCUCUCUCCUGUGUCUGUGCCAAAGCCCCAAAGGAGCCAGUGAAGCCAGGGACCCUCCCAGGGAGGGAAUGGCACCCCCCAGAGUCGGAGAACACGGAAAGUGACAACAGCCAAAUAUCCGAGGACUCGCUGACCGAGAAGAGGAACCAAAGCCCUCAGGACAGCCCGGGGGACAGUUAUCUUAACAGCGACCCCAGGGCCAGCGCUGGAGCGUCUGUGAGGAGCUUCCCCACAUGCUCAGACAGGGGCCUGUUCGCCCAGGCUCUCAGGAGCUUGUCGCUGGAUAGCCUGAUUGACGCUGAGGAAGAACUUGGGGAAGAUCAGCAAGAAGAGCCUUUCUUCAGUUCAGCCGAUGAGAUGCCAACAGAGACGUUUUGGCGCCUGCAGACCUCCAGUCUGCCCGUUGUGAGCCAGGAGGCAGUGUGCAGGCUUGGUCCUGCCACCCAAAGAACAGGAGCCAGGCUGGAUGCCCUCCUGCCAAUGAGCAGUUCAUUUUACCUUGAUUCCCAGCCCCUGCCCCGCUGUGCACAGCCUGAGUCAGAGGUGGGGGCAAGCACCUCUGAGCAAGCCACCACUCUGCAAAGCAUGCCGCUUUCAAGAGGGAGCCCUCUGUUGUCCAUGGAUUCCUGGUUUUCCUGUGACUCCAAGAUCAAUCCGAACAGCCCCCUGGGAAUAGGGGAUUCUUUAUGUCCAAGUCCUGAUGUCCAGGAAUUUCAGCCCAGUGGUCGGGAGAGGCCUGGACUCCGGCCAAAGAUGGAAGAACUAAAGCCAUCGGGGAGAGAGGCAGUCCUGCCCUACACUCCCAGGCUGCCCACAGGUGGUGCAGAGCUGCCCUGCAGUGUCAGAGCCGUGUACACAAUUCCUGCUUCUGAUACAUCCAGGCUGUCCCUCUGGGGGUCAUACAGGCUUUUUCCGUCCGGAGUGGAUGGCACCUUUCAGGCCAGAGGUGUCUCUGACCCGGCCCAGCAGGGCAACGCUGAAACAUCCAACAACUCGAGUGUACCAAGCGUGCUGCCUGCCUCUGCCACCUCAUUUACUUACGUAGGCAGCGCCUGUGAGAGGGACUGGGCGGCCCUUCAGCAAAAGUACCUCCUUGAACUAUCUCAUCCUGUGUUGGAGGCCAUCGGAGAGCCCAGGCCAGCUUUCACCUCUCUCGAGGAAGACUCUGGUUCCCUGACCCAAGCUUCUAGCAGAGGAGGAGGUACUGUGUUGGUAGUUGGUUCUGGGCUAUCUAGCAGUUUGAAGUUCAACAACUUUCCUAUCCAUAUAUCCAAAAUUAGGCAUUUGAGGGCAGAGAAAGAACAGGACAGUUUGAGUGUCGAGUUAGAAGGCACUUCAGAUUUCUUUACAACCAGUGAGAAAGAGGUGAGUUACAGUGGAAAUUAUUCAGCGGACAUAGAAUCCUUGACUUCUGGAGCUACAAACGCACAGGUCUUUGCAGCAGAGAACAAGGUGGCAAAUUCCAUGACAGGAGCAUGUGACAUCAAACAGAGCAACUUGGAAGAGUCCUCUCCGAGCAGCAGCGGGGGGAAGCCGGGAUUGAUGACUUCCUCUGAAGAAUGUUUCUUCCUGAAGAACCCUUGUCACAGUAACGUCACUGUAGCCACCAAAGAAGAUCCUCAGCCCCAAAGCUGUGCUCCUCUCAGGAAGGACAGUGUAGGCCUGGCAGGGCAAUUAAUCCACAACAGCCACCUCCCCCCGCAGGAAGAGGAGACAGACUGCCAGGAGAGUGCCACGGAAGUGGUUGGAAGACACGCCAAUCUCCCCUCUGCCUUUCCUUCAGGUCCGGAGCUGUUCCUGCACUCUGCUCCUUGGAAUUCAUGCCCGUCUGCCCUGCAGCCACCUCCCUUAGAGACAUUCUACGUGACCAAAAGCCGGGACGCCCUGACGGAAACGGCCCUGGAGAUCCCGGCCUGCAGAGAAGCCAGAGUGCCCUCCCCGCCCCCCAGGGAGGCCUGGGGCUUUGGCCAGGACUACCAGGCCCUCCAGGAUGCUUAUUUAAAGAGUAACUCGCCCGCGUUCUUACACAAACAGGAUUCCAAGAUUGCCGCCUUUCAGCAGGUCACAGCCGAGAGGCCAGUUGCUCUGAACACAGCGGAGGUUAGUGGAGAAAUAGGGAAACGCGCUGGAAGCCAUAACUCAGUAUAUGUUUUUGUUGCUCAGAACAGACAUUUUCUUCCGUCUGCCAGCACAAAAGAAUGUGAGUAUGAAAAUCAACUUGGAAGUUUAAAUAAACACAGUCUUCCAGCACUCGAGGGAGAAAAGACCACGAUGCAGUCCAGUUGCACCGUGUCCUCCGGCAGCUCUGGGUUCGGGAAGCCCCUUUUUGUUUGUGAGUCUCAGGCAAGUGGGGAAGAAGGGCAGGAGCAGAACGCAGUCCUAAGACAGAGCCGGGCCUCUGAUAUCUGUAGACAGUCCCCUUUGGUGGCCAGGUCUGAUUUCACCUAUAAAACCAUCAGUUUAGGUUUUGACAAGGACAAGUCUAGAUCGGCAUAUCUUAGAGUAAGGAGCCCAGAGGUGAUAGCCCAGGAUGGGAGUCCAGCCCACAGGGCGGAAUGGAAGGAUGAAACUGGGCUUCCUGGAAAGUCUCUCCAUCCCAGAGACCGCUCAGAAGAGUCUAAGCGGCCAUGGACAGAAUCUGCACAAGAAAGGUUCCAGUCAGUUCUGUGCUCUCAGGAAAGAAACCUCACUGAAUGCAAGGGCCCUGGAAAGUUGCAAGAAGUGUUAAAUCACAAAGAAACACCUUCGGGAAAGAAACCGAGUAAAAGAGUUAAUAAUGCUGACGAAAUGGCGAGGCUAAUUAAGAGUGUCAUGCAGCUAGAAGAUAGCAUCUUGGAAAUCGAAUCCAAGCAGAAUAAGCAGCUCUAUGCUCCCCAUACAGUGGGCGUCAGUCAUGAGUUUGUGCUCCAGGACAAGGAGAUGGCUGACCGUAUCCUGAAGCCAGGCAGCUCUAGACGCCACUUGACCUUCAGGGACCAGCUGUCUUCUCCAGAAUACACAGAUGAUACUGAUUUUAGGGAUGGUGAUGCUGGAGAAAUGGAGACUAGCAGUACCCCUGGGGAAGAUCCCCGAGAUCAGAACGUCAUCCCGAGUCCCUUUAAGUCAAGAGACUGGGUACAAGAUAUUAAAUUUGUGAGAGAGCACAAUUCCACAGCUGUACUAGACAGACCUGCCAGGGACACCUGUGACUAUUUAGGAGUAUGUAUAACUCACAGUGAGUGCGCCCGCACUUUUGUUACUCCAAGGAGAAGGAAAGCUUUGGCCAGAGCUGUGCCGUUCCGGCCCAGGCCCGAGUGGCCCUCCGAGGAGGACAGUGAGGUGGUGCAUGCAUCAGCAAGCCCCAGAAGGCAGCCCCGUGGCUCGGAAAGUUUUGAGGAAUCAGAGACUAUGGAAGAUUUUCAGGAAGGCCACGUUCCCAAACACAUAAGUAGUUUUUACCCAGAGGAGCCAAAAAUCCAAGGCAGAGUUAAGGAAAUGACUAUGCAAAGAGGAGAGAGCCUACACGAGCAAUACAGAAUGGUCCCAUCGACUCGGAAGCUUCUUAGUCCAAGCCAACGUUGUAUGGGCACGUUUUUCAGCCAGGAGACAGGCCCCUCGCCGAGUCAGCCAGACUCCUCUAAGGCUCCCCAUCGAGACCUGAGUAACACCUUGCCCUUGAGUUCUCCAAGACUGCCAAGAAGCCAUCUUCAUGCACCUGAUGAUAUAGGCCUCUCUUCAGUUGACUAUGUGCUGGAUCCUACAGUGUUGAAAAUGCCCACCAGUCUCUGGGUAACUGAAGCAGGGUGUCAGGGCCAGAGUGGAGAGCCCAGAAGCCACAGCCCUCAGGGAGAUGUGCGAGAGGCGUCCUCCAGGACACACGCUGCUUGCUGUGGGUCUGCAGUCUUCAUGGCCUUAGGAUCUUGGGGUCAAUCUGGUGCACCAGAGACCAUUCCCCUGGGGGCUGAGAUCAGCAGGAGAUCAGCCAGCACCAGCCCCCAAGCCCUGGGAGGGGACCCCAGAAGCACCUCAGUGGGCUUGAAUACCAGAGUGGGUUCUCCUUCUGAAGCCAAGGUGGCUGUACAGAAAGCAGAAAGAGCCAGCACGCUUAAAAAGAGGGCCAACUGUCCCUUAGCAGAGAGUAACAACCAGGGCCGAGAGGUGAGGCAGAAGGCAGAGAAGGAGGCCGAGGACCUUGGUCCUACCGGCGCUAGUUUCUCAGCAACUGUGUCCCUGGAGCCACACCCUGAGCCCCCUGCACACACGUCCACGGGCUUCGCUGUGCUGGAGGAGAUCAGAGAGACAAGGGCCCACGGAGAACAGUUUCAUGACUUGGUGACUGAGGGCACAGUCCUUCCUUACUACGAGACUGUGUUAGAGCCUGAAUGUUCUUCAGGGGCCCCUGAUAGGCCUCGGUGUCAGCACACGGGCCAGCCAGUGUCAGACAGGACUGGGAAUGAGGGUGGAGCACAGGGGUUUCGUGUGGCGUCUCCCUCUGCUGGACCAGGACAUCUGCGGCCUGAUAAGAGGAACGCGCUUAGGACCACACCCCUCUCUGCAGACAGCUUUCAGCCUCUGCCCAACAUUGACGUUAAAGGGCCAUGCCAGUCCUCACAGGUUUUCUCCCCUGCUGACCGUGCUCUAGGCAAAAGCCAUUAUUCUGGAAAACUGAGACUUUUCCUGAGAGCGGAUGAGCAGUUUAUAUGUUAUUCGGGCCCAUUUGAAAUCAUGGAGGAAAAGCAAGAAGCAAUUAGGAUUUCUGCUGGUCCGGUAGGCCCGGACAGUCUUCCUUCUUCAGCUCUAGAGGAAGCCAGGAGGGUAACAGCAGGGAAAGUAGACGCUGCCUUAUCUUCUCAGGAACCUUCCAAAAAUCCUGGAGUGAGUGAGCAUGGGCAGAGCCAGUCCGUUCCCUGGGAGAUGGCAGAGGGCAUGCCCCCUGGCAGUCAGGAGAGCAGCCAGGCACGCCCAGAACCCAGAACUGUACCCACCACCUGUGGGGGAGAGUCAGCUAACUUCACCGUGGCUGCACAGGGAGAAAAAACUACCUGUUUUGAAAGUCACCUUGCGAUCUGUAACGUUCAGGACUCUGCCAGUCUCUCAGGGCCUCCCCAAGACCAUGCCCAAGACCCCAAGGCUUCCAGUGGCUUAGAAGAAGGGAGGGCACGGCCCAAAAGGAGUAGUGUCCUGCCUGGAGCCCCGAGAAGAGCUGAGCCAGAAGUGCCCUCUCAGCAGUGUGUGAGGACGGGGGGUGUUGGCUCUGGGCUGGCAGAAGCCCGCAGCGCUGGCAGCAAACACCGUGAGCCGGCUCCACUGCCGGAUCGAAGACCUAGCCCAGACCCCGGCGGAGUGAGAGAGGAGGCCAUGCGCAGAUGUCACCAGGAAACUUCAGAUUGUGCUGUCCUCUCAGCAGGGAGCACUGAAGGCAGAGAGACUCUCAGCCCAUCUGGGGGGCAGGAAGGCAGCAGAACUCUUACUUGUCAACAACCAUGCAGCCCUCAAGCCACUGCUUCUUAUGCCUGCUCCUCCCCUUUCUCCACUUCACUGCUACACAGAGAUGGUGACCUGGGGAAGGCUGCCCCACAAACUCUCCACCCAACCUGCAAAGUAUGUUGCAGGGCCCACGGAAUGGAUGAGAGAGGAGAGAGCUAUUCCCGUGAGCCCGAGGUGUUCCUGACACCAGGCCCUGAGCCCAAAGGCCUCGGUGUGAAAUUUGGGCCACCAGGCAGCAGCACUCCGGAGCCCUCUGCCGCCACUUCUGCCUUCUCUCGGGGUCAAGGCUGCAGCUCCCCUUCUGCCCCUGACAUGCAGGCGGAUUCCCUCGGCCCCUCAGUGGCUGCAGAGGACCCCGAGGAAAAGGUUGCCGAGAAGGCAGCCCGUGCAGAGCUUGAGGCUGCCCCUUUUCCUAAAGGCGCGUGCUCCGAGCCACUGACGGAGUUUCGGGACAGCUCAGUAGGUGGCCAGAACGCACAGGAGUCUCAUACCAAGCCAGAGCUACCUGCACCAACCAGGAGACAACAUGCCCUGAAUGUAAGCGAAGGGUCUGUUGAGAGUGAGCUGCUGGUGGAUCCACAGCACGGGUGUUCAGAAAAUGUUGUCAGAUGCCUUCCAGAAACGCCACAAUUUCCCACCGAGUCCAGGGAUCACAGGAGCUUGGAUCCCCAAGCCAGAUUUGUAGCCAAGUUAAAGCACAUCCCCGGUGCCCAGGCUGGCAGUCUCUGGGAGGAGGACAAGCAGCAGAGAGAGCAGGCUUCGGGUGGCGGCAAAGCCCCUGCCCGGCGCAUGAAUCCCCCACAGGCCCAGGACGGUGACUUCGAUGGCUUCCAGGUGAGCGCUGCAGGCGGAGAGGAGGGGACUGCAGCCCAGGCUUCUGCGCCCAAGGCGCUCUCACCGGCCUUUACAGACUCAGCCAGUGACCCCGUGGUGCCUGUGGCCCAGAGCCGUGGCCGGCCCUCUUCUGGAAGGCAGCAGCCGGCUCCCCCCCACAGGCGCGCACUCCCUGUCAUUGCCGUUUUCUCUGGCCCCAGAGACUCCGGGUCCCCCCCCAGGCCGCAGUUCUCCGUGAUCAGCUCUACCCGGUCUCUUCAGCAGCUGAAUUUGAGUGUGGAACCUCCUUCCCCCACAGAUGAAGAGACACAGGGGCCUAACAAAUUGUGGAACCCCCAUCCUUGGGGCUGCUCCUUAGAAAAGUCAGCAGUGGGAACAUCUCUGGAAGCUGCGAGCUGCGAUCAGGAAGCCUCAUCUGACUGGAACAGUAGCUCUGCUGCUCACAGGCCCCUUCAGCCUGCCAGCCCUCCUUACCCAACGCCCUCAGCCGCCUGGUGCAUGCCGACCCCCAGUUUGACGGCCUGCUGGAUGCCGGGUACAGUGGAACCGGCCCGGCAGGGAAAGCCACAGAGCCCGGGCGGCCAGGCCAGGCCAGGGAGGCUUUCUGAGGCAGACAGAGGAGCGUCGCGCUUUGGCUCCCGUGACAUCAGUCCCCGCGUCCUGCCCGGCCCGCCAGCGAGUCCUGCACCCAUUGGCUGGAAGCAGCUGGGCAAUACGGCCGAUGUCUCCUGUGGCCACUCAGCCCAGGGCCUGGAACCAUCAAAAACGGCCCGGAGCUCCAGGGUGGACAGCCGCCCAGAGGACCAGAACGCCCCAUUCCACUCCCACCUCGGCACCUGUGCCAAUCCCCGAGGUUCGCGUGAGGCCUGGGAAGUGUGGGACUGUUCGCUCGCCUUGGGGAACCACCGCAUCCUGACGGGCCCUGGAGGAGCAGCGCCCGCUAAGCGUCCCGGUGAGAGAGCCCAGUUCCAGGCCCCCCCUGGUGAAGCAGGCCCUCUGAGGAGUGCGUCCCCCUGGACUGAAGGCCCAGUGAAUGAGGUGACGCUGCUGUGCCCAUCAGAGGCGGGCGGCCCUGGGGGACAGUCCAGGAUGAGCCCCUUGGAGCAGGGCGCACAGACCUUGGGCCGCAGGCUCCACUGGAGCCAUACGGACAUCCCCUCUGCCCAUCUGGAAGCCAGCGCAGCGCCGGUCUCUGAUCUGGCCUCCUGGGCCAGCAUGCACAACCUGUCUCUCCACCUCUCGCAGCUCCUACACAGCACCUCAGAGCUGCUGGGGAGUCUCUCGCAGCCAGGUGUUGCUGAAAAGCAGCAAAACUCCAAGAGGGAGACCCCAGGUGAGGCAUCCCAGACCCUCACGAUGGACGGCUGUACUCAGACCACCGAGAAUAAGAGCAUCCAGACUGAGCUGGCCUCCCCACCUCUGCACCUCCGGGCCCCAGAGGCCAGCCCUCAGGAGGUCAGCACGGUCCUUGAAGCGCUGGGCUCGGAUGUCUCCACCAUGUCUCAGGAAAAGGGACACGGCCCAGGGACAGUUCAGGAGAGAGAGGCGGAGGGACCGGCAUGGAACCCAGCACGGCCCCCGGCUCUUCGGGAAGAAAGCACUUAUUGCAGGCCCCUGAGCCCUGCAGCACCCUCCUCCCGCCUGAGGUUUCAGGAGGCCCCGCUUGGGCAGAGCCUCCCCUCUGGGAGCCCCCGGGCUUCUCCCGACGCUGCCCUGCCGCCCGGCGCCCAGCCCAGCGAGCCCUCCUGCCUGGCUGUCAGCAGCCCCAGCCUCAGCCUUCCCCGCUCCCCAGGACCCUGCCCCGGUGCGGCGGAGUAUGGCGGGGAGCCUCGGGCCCCGAAGGAGUUGUACCCCACAAGUGCCUUGCUGGUGGACAGGGCCUCUUCCCCGAUCCUCGCACUCAGUGCCAGCACUCAAGGGUCAGAGCUCCCCUUAGGCUCCCUGUCUCUCUCCAUCCACUCAGCUCACCCUCUUGAAGGCCACCAGGAGCUUGUCUCCAGCCCAGACCUUCCCCCGAACUCCCCCCAACCUCCAAUGGACAGUUAUUCCCCAGCCACUGGGGAGGCAGGCAGCUCCCCGAGAGAACGGGGCCUGUGUGAAGGCAGAAGCUCCUCAGAGAGGAACGAGGGCGGGCCCAUGCUCGAGGGGAGCUCCCCCAUCAGCCCGCCGCACAGCUCAAAACCCCACGUUCGUUUCCUGGAGCAGCCCCCACAGCAGCUCCAGCCCCAGGCCCCCGCCUGGGUCCAGAGCAGACUGCCGCCCCUGCCGCUGCGGACCAGAAGUCCGGGGCCGGCAGAGGACGUUGUCCCCGAGAACACGGCUCCCCUGGAGUGUGGCGCCCUCUGCGGCAGAGGGCCAAAUACAUGGCAGAGCGGGACCGAAAAUGGGGGUGAGAGCUCAGCCUCUGCAGGGGAGCCACAACCCGCAGUCAACGAUGCCUCUUCGGGGGGAGUCGGGCAGCACCUCGGCCCCUGCCCUGUGUCUGAGACGACUGACGAAACGAAGCUCCAGGGCUCUCCCUCUGGCCCAGCUGAGGCCUGCCUACCUCAGGGGCUGCUGCGCCCCAGUUCGCAGAUGUGCAUGUCUCCGGAGCCCCAGCAUCACAGCCUGAGGGACCUUCCAGUGCAUAACAAAUUCCGUCAUUGGUGUGGGGUUCAGGAUGGCUCUCGUGGGGAGCCGGGAGUGACCGGGUUGCUGGGACCCAGGCAUGUUGGCAGCGCUGGAGAGCAGGAACAGCCUCCCUCCCAGCCUCUGGGCGCCCAGAGCCAGGACCCGUGGUCCCAGAGGGAGCAGAUCCCCCUGUUCGGGGCCCAGAACCCCACACUCAGCACGGAGCUCACAGAAGCAAAACUGCACCGCGGCUUCGGGAAGUCGGAUGCCCUGCUCGAGGUGCUGCAGAGCGGGACGGGGGAGGCACUCACCGCCCGGGAGCCGGUGCUGUCCACCUGGGAGGAGCUGCAUGCCUGGCAAAAACAAACCAUCGAGUCCCUCCGGAGACAGCGGGCUGAGCGACUUCAGAACUUCCGCCGGACUCGAAGCCUCAGCCCCCAGAAACAGCUGAGCUCCCUGCCUAACGGGGGCCUCUCCGCCGGUGACCUUGACUUACCCAGCAGGCGCCGGGAAUACCUGCAGCAGCUGCGGAAGGAUGUUGUGGAGACAACCAGGAACCCGGGGUCAGCGCCAAGGUCUGCUCGGCCACCCUCUGACAUAGAGCUGAUGCUCAGAGAAUACCAGCGAGCUCGUGAGGAGGCCAAGAUGGAGAUCGCCCGGGCCCGGGACCGGCUGCGGGAGCAAGCCGAACAGGAGAAGCUGAGAAUCCGCCAGCAGAUCAUCUCCCAGCUGCUGAGGGAAGAGGAAAAACUACGUACCCUGGCUGCCUCCAGCUCCCUGUGCACCAGCUCCAGUGGAAGCCUGUCCUCUGGGGUCACCUCUGGCUACAACAGCAGCCCAGCCUUGGCAGGCCAGCUCCCAUCCCCAGGCAGUGUGGGGGAUACCAACUUGCCUGAUUCUGGAGACUCCUGGAUUGGGGACGUGCAGGGCCGUUCUGCAGUGAGGAACAGUCACCUGAAUCUGGCUGGAUCUGCCUGGAAGAACUGGGCCCACAGCCGCAGAGCCUCCCUGGGCAGCUGCUGCUGCUCCUCGUCCAGCGUGUCCAGCCUGGGGAGCGGCUUCUCCUCCUCCUACCAGGACUUGGCCAAGCACAUUGUGGACAUCUGUCUGGCUGACGUGAUGGCUGCUUGCUCAGCUGAUCUGCACAAUCUCUUCAAUGGCCAGGUAGCAGCCGGCUGGACCUCCCAGGGUGAGGAGCAGCAGGUGCAGCUCUACAACAAGGUGUUCACCUCUACCCGGCACGGCUUCCUGGGGGCCGGGGUGGUGUCCCAGCCGCUGUCUCAUGUGUGGGCAGCGGUGAGUGACCCCACCCUGUGGCCCCUGUACCACAAGCCCAUCCAGACAGCGAGGCUGCAUCAGCGAGUGACCAAAAACAUCCACCUCGUGUACGUGGUGUGCGACCCGGCCCUGUGUGCACUGAAACAGCCGCGGGACUUCUGCUGUGUCUGCGUGGAAGCCAAAGAGGUGCCUGCCUGGCUGGCGGGGCAUCUCUUUGUCAUGGCGGCUCAGUCUGUAUAUGACACAUCCAUGCCGAGACCCAGCAAAGAGAUGGUCCGAGGGGAGAUCCUGCCCAGUGCCUGGAUCCUGCAGCCCCUCACCGUGGAAGGCAAGGAGGUCACCAGAGUCAUCUACUUGGCCCAGAUAGAACUUGGCGCUCCAGGUUUCCCCCCUCAUCUCUUAAGCUCCUGCAUCAAACAGCAGCCACUGGUUAUAGCCAGACUGGCUUCCUUCCUUGGUAGCUAGCAUCUCACUGUCUAUGGUGCUGCUGAGACUCAGGCCCAGGACGCUCCGGAGCCACGGGGGCGGCGCUUGUUCCUCUCUGCACCCGAGGCAAGGAGAGCCGAGGCCACCUGGGAAGACGGCACUCAGCCCGGAGCUGCCGGGAAGCCCAGUCAGCACUGGUUGCAGCUGGCAGCUCUGCAGAGUGAGAGGCCUGAGCUCCUGACCCUGGCUGUCCAGAACAAGCGAAGCUCAAGUCGGAGUUUUCACCUUUCUUUCCUGUCUGAGACGCUAUGCAGACAAGCCGCUCAGGGACCGGGAUUGGACACGGGCAGCAGAGCUGGGAGACGGUGUGCUCUUGAUGGUGCUGUUCUGGUGUGGCCCGGCCCUCGGGCUGGUAGGGAGGCAGCUACCGGCUAAGACUCUGCUCGGAAAUCGGCCUCCAGCGUUCAGUUCCACUGUGAGACGGACUGUUACCAAAACAGAAAACGUAAAAAAACAGCUGCACAAACCAGAACAGUGAUUCAGAAUCAUUUCUCCUUGAAUUUUUAUCAAAUGCUUUAUUUUUACUCUCUCCCCUUCCCCCUUUUCCUCACAGGAGAGGACAUUGGGGUCUUUGCCUCAGUCAGAAGUGCUGAGCAAUGCGAUCUCAUGGAACCUGCACUCCAGAGCUCAGUAGAAUGAGACCAUUCACUGUAGAAACCACCUGGACAGAUUUGGGGUCAAGGUGGGGGCCUAUCUCUUUAAGAGAGUUAGGAAGUGAGCAGCCAGGUGCUAGCUGCUGACAAUGCAAAAGAAAUUUCAGAGAUGAAAACUGUCUUUUGAAGAUGGAAGAGAACACACAGGAACUCCUAGAGGAGGUGAGUGACUUGUUAGAAGGAAGCUCAGUUCCAUUUAAGGCCUCAGAGCCUGGGUCUGUCAGCAGUGGUCUUAUUAGCAAUUCAUGCUGUUGCUGCAGCCACACCUAUUCUAGGAUGAAUGAGAACAGGCUUUCUCUUGCCUUAGCCUGGCAGACUGAGGUUUUAAUUAUUCUGUGUGGUUACCUCGAAGUGGUAGGAGUGGGAGAUUCCCAGCUUUAGUUCUGGUGCCCAGCAGGUGACCAUCUAGGGAUCAAGAUGUGGUAAAAUUUCUGUCGAGUACAGCAGAGGUUUAUUUUUCUAAAAGUGUUUGCAGGAUUUUUGUCUUUUACCUCAAAUUAUUUAUGUAUUAUUGAAUGUUUUUUUCUUUAAACUUUUAUUUUUCUGGGUUUUGUUUUGAUGACACUCGAUAUAUUUUACACCCUAUUUAUGUACUCCCAUCUCUUUUCAUAUAAAUCUCUUACCAA